AGGAAAUUUUGUAUGUGAUGUUAUGCUUGCUGCAACUCAUGCAGAUUUAACUAUACUUAACUCAGGAACCAUUAGAUGUGAUCGUAUAUAUCCAAAAGGACCAUUUAAAAUGAGGGAUUUAAUUACUGUAUUACCACUGAUGGAUCCUAUGGUAGUACUUAAAUGCACAGGCUAUCAGGUAUGGAAAGCAUUAGAGAAUGGCGUAUCUCAGUAUCCCAGAUUAGAUGGUAGAUUUCCUCAAGUAGCUGGAAUUAGUUUCAAGUUUGAUCCCAUGAAACCGCCAGGUGAAAGAAUUGAUCCUGCAGAUAUCAAAGUUAGCUUUGAACCUUUGGAUAUGAAUCAAGUUUACCUUGUUGCCACAAAAAAAUAUUGUGCCUUAGGAAGAGAUGGAUAUGAAGCUCUGAAGAAAUGUGAAAUUAUAACUGAUGAAGAAAACACACCCGAAUUAUGUAUUUCAGUUCAAAAUCACUUCAGAUCCAUAAAGAUUUUGAUGGGUGCUGCAAGGCAACGUUCUCAUCACAGACAGAGUUUAUUUUGUGUUUCAAGAAGAGCCAGUCUGCGGCAUUUUGACGAGAUACCCAGUUUCUCUGGUCUGAUGCGAUCCAUGAGCUGCGAUACCAUUGCUCCAGAUAUACCACUGGUGCGUACUGUUUCUAUUGAAGAGAUUGAACACGAACAGUGUAGAUUGGCCCCAAAAGUCGAAGGAAGGAUACAGAUAUUAACUGAAGAAUUCAAAGAGAAAUUAGAACGUGAGAAAAGCCAAUUGUCUAUAUUAAACGAUGUCAUCGAAGAAGUCUCGGAACUAUAA
This is a messenger RNA of Centruroides sculpturatus (bark scorpion), 808 nucleotides long. RefSeq names its product 5'-nucleotidase-like. The record is from RefSeq and is a predicted model, not a curated record. NCBI's taxonomy places the organism in Eukaryota, Metazoa, Arthropoda, Arachnida, Scorpiones, Buthidae. Gene Ontology annotation, molecular function: hydrolase activity. Gene Ontology annotation, biological process: nucleotide catabolic process. The transcript has 6 exons. The coding region runs from base 23 to 808 and encodes 261 amino acids.